Prosopis cineraria is the source of this 1589-nucleotide messenger RNA. RefSeq lists its product as uncharacterized. The record is from RefSeq and is a predicted model, not a curated record. Gene Ontology annotation, molecular function: RNA binding. The coding region runs from base 70 to 1392 and encodes 440 amino acids. The transcript has 4 exons. NCBI's taxonomy places the organism in Eukaryota, Viridiplantae, Streptophyta, Magnoliopsida, Fabales, Fabaceae.
CUCUGCUCCCAGAAUGUCGCGGCGGUAACCAGAGAAGCAGGAAGCUAAAUUGAACGAUACAGAACAAGGAUGCUCCGUGCGACUACGUUUCUUCCACUCUGCAAUUCGACGAAUCUCCUUAAUGCUACUCAAAGCAACUCGGAUUAUUCUCUUGCUUUCACGAUAAAAGCUCAGUCAUAUCUGCUCUCUGGCUUGACUCUAACGGAUUCUUCUUUCAUGCUAUGCUUCAAAUCUCUCCAAUUUCAGCAUCCUUGUGUUAAUUCGAAUGCGGCAUAUGGUAAUGGGUUUGGUGUGUGCGCUUUAAAGAAGCGAGGGAAAGCUGCGGGUGUUGGCGUUUUGCAGACGGACGAUUUUGAUGAGGACGUUGGGGAUAGUGAUAAUGAUUUUGGGGACUUUAGUGGUGAAGAGGAUGAUGAUGAGGACGAUGAGGGAGUGGUUAUGCCGUUUGAGCAGAUGAGAAAAUGGCUGAAGAACAAGCCUCGUGGUUUUGGUGUAGGUAAGGUGUAUGACACUUCUAUUGAGGACAAGCUGCUUGAUGAAAUACGCGAGAGUAGAGAAGCUCAGGUUGCUAUUGAGGAUAAUCCCAUGAUGUCUGGUGUCAAGAAAAACGAAGAGAAGAAAGCCCAGGAUGUUAAAAGUGGAGUUCAAGUACGUUUGGUGAACUUGCCAAAGAAGAAGAACAUCUAUAGGGAUCUUAAGUUAGCUUUCCAAGAGAUUCCUGGCUUGGUUGAUAUAGUCCCAGCUGUUUCUGGUAACAAGAGGACAAGGGACCCUGUCUGCAAGGGCUUCGCCUUUGUUUAUUUCAAGUGUGAAGAAGAUGCUGCAAGGUUUGUGCAGCUAUACUCUGGGAAAACUGUUACCUUCGGUAAAGUUCAAAAGCGGAUAAAAUGUGAGCUUCUGAAUGAAAAAUCUUCAGUUUCUGCAUAUCUGGAAUCAAGCCAAGAUGAUAGUGCUGCAGCUACACCACAGCUCCUAGUCCCAGCCAUAGAAGAAAACCCAAAUGAGGAUUCCAAUGUAGAUAAUUCUGCUUUCAGUUGUUGGGAUGAGACUGUUUCUAGCACUGAUGAUUCGGAUCCCCUAUUUGGAGUAGAACAGGUUCAAGAGAAUGAAGAGUAUGCGGCAACACUGGAUGUAGAUGAUGGUGAUGACAGUAUGGAACUACAGAUUGGUUCUGAAAUUAAUUCACUUUCCUUGGAGCAGAAGCCACCUGGCAAACCUAAACAAGGGAAUGUUGUUAGGAAAAAGCCGCCUUCCAAAGAGAAAGUUAAGAAGGUUCCUAAGUUCGACGUUCUGAGAUCUGCAAAGAGGUUGAAGAUAAAGGAGAAGGCUGUUCUUAGUGAUGUUCUCUCCAAAUAUGGACCAAAAUCUGCUUUAGCCUCAAAGGGUAGUUAAGGAAAUCACUAAUUACCAUGGCCAGAUGCUGCUGAGUGGGACUGAUUUGAAUGAUGAAUGAGGGAGGGGAUGGUCUCCUUAAUUCCACAUUGUAACUCUAUGUAUUCUGAGAUUUUAUUUCAAUCAAAAUUUGCUAAAAAUCAUGACAAAAAAAAAAAAAAAGAAGAAGAAGAAGAAGUAAAUUUCAGCCCAUAUCG